Zootoca vivipara (common lizard) is the source of this 3447-nucleotide messenger RNA. Lineage: Eukaryota; Metazoa; Chordata; Lepidosauria; Squamata; Lacertidae. The record is from RefSeq and is a predicted model, not a curated record.
GACGAUGGGGUGAAGGAAAUGAUCAGUGACCCAAACCAAAUGAAAUUGGCCAACCCCUAAUUGUCAGGUUUCCUAUAAAACAUUUUAGAUUUCUCACAUCUGUAUAUUUUUCUUCUCUUCCCCUCUCCAAUAUUUAUAAGUUUAUAACUUAUCUGAAUAUCUGCCUUGGUCAUCUAUUUCUUAGAACACCAUUGAAGUGUAGCUUAUUUUGUCCCAUACCUAAGAACAUGGCCCUGCUCUAGUAGCCACAUUUUGUUUACUUGGACAGGAAUAAUUUUGGGCCAUAGAAGAAUUUAAAAUUCAUGAUAAAUCAAAUUUAUUCUAGUAAAACUUCGCAGCAGGGUGGGAGAUUGAAGGUAAGAACACGAAUGUGCCUCAUUUCAAGACGUUUUUCAUACAUAAAGCAUCCUGUGUAAUGUAAAUGAAUGGACAUGUAGUAAGCUGUUUGUGUGAGCAGCUUCUCAUGGGAUUUGAGCAGAUUUUAAACACUCGGAGCAGCCCUUCCUUUUGGGGUAUCUACAGUGACAUGGUUAAAAUCAGCCAAAUAUGGUCAGCUGCUUAUGCAAGUGCCUUAACAUGCUGAGCUUUGUAAACAUAGUUGUAUUACAGGCGAUUCCCUCCUAGGUCUCAACACUGAGGAAUUGAACUCAACAAUUUUGUAGGAUUGCUAUUGCUCACACACAUGCACAGCCUCUGCCAUGAUGGAAUGGUAUCACAAUAUAUGAAUAGCUUUUUCAGAAGUAUCACUUUGCAGUAAAAAGAGGAAAAGAAUGGUCUGUGUCACAUUUGUUGACAUUUUAGAAAGGGAUGGUAUGUGGCGAUUUUGCUUGCUGAUGGUGUCUGUUGGUCUGGAUAAUCAGUUACCAAGUAGUAAUUUACCACAAUGUGAAUAAAAUCACUAGGGAGGCAAGGUAUCAUGGUUUCAGAUUACCAUUUGCUUUUCAAUAAUUUAAGCAUAAUGAUGCUUUUUUAAGUGCAUUGUUUUGUCGCUUAACAUUUUCUCAAGGAAAACUUGUAAGCUGCUUUGAGUACACAUUAAUGUAGAAAAUUUGGGUAUAGAUUAUAUAAAACCCUGGUGUACAUGUAGCCACUUGGAACAACACUUUGUCUUGUCUUGUCCAGUGAUGGUGUUGGUCGGAAUUGUCCUGCAUUUUUGUCCCUGAAAUCCAUGGGAAUGACAAGUUUCUCCUUACCAUUUGAGAGGACAGUACAGCUUAUUGUUGGUCAUAUGCACAGCCAUGUAGGUUACUUCAAUCUAGGCAAAUGGUUGUCUGUGCCCGCCCAUCUAUAGUGUACUGCCUGUGUUAAAGAUUUGCUUAAUGGUUACUUAAUGCAAGGGUGUUGUGCACGGUAACAGCUUCAUAAGUCAAGGCAUUCUUACUGUGCUGCCAAGUGGUGGGGGAAACCUUACCACUCCCCUGCUGCCUUGAAUUUCAGAUUAGGUUCAGAAAUGCAAGAUUAUCCUCACUACUUUGCAGGGCAAUGUUGGCUGGCUUACCACAUGGUUUUGUCCAAAGGGUAAGAUAAAAAAAAAUCACUUCAAAUUGUUUGUUUAAAAUACCAUGGUAUGUGCAGAUGUGACCAUAAGUUUUAAUUUGACGAAUGACCAUCUGUGUUUGCGUUAAUAGUUCUGUUUGUUCCCACUGGGCUUUCAAACUGUUGUGUGCAUUGGAAAGCUAUAAUGGUAUUCCUGUGAAAUACGUAAGUGUAAAAUGAGGUGCACUAGAUACUAUUUAAUCUCAGGAUUUAAGAAAACCAUAUUCCUAUUAAUUUGGCCUGCAAAUUUAAUGAGAAACAUUUUCACAGCCUCUGCAAAAUUCUAUUUUGUAGCAUAGCUCAGAAAAGCCAUCCCAAAAGUUCAUGUGUGACACAGUGCAAAGUAUUCUGAUUGACAUGCUCAGUGCACAUAAUUAUCCUGUCAGGAAAUAAGUUUUGAUUGAUGGAAAGAACUGUAGACAUCUGUCACCUUCCAAAAAUUCUCCCAGUCACGCUACUCUUUCAUUGUACCGCAAUGUGCAACUUUUAUUACAAUCCAAUACUUGAUCAAGAAACAAACUGCACAAUUUGGUUUUAAUAUAAUAGUACUGUCGCUUCAAAAGGGGCUGGCAGCCUCUUAAAGAACAAGAUGGAACUCUAUAUAUCAUCAACGAGUUUGUAGUAAAUAUAAAUAAUGAAGUAAAUACUGACUUUCCCCAAAGCUACCAGAUGUGGUUUCCCAUCUACAAAGAUACCUCUAAACAACAGUUUAGAACCAAUUUAUGUUUUCACUACUAUAGCAGUUAAAGUUAUAAUGUGGUUGUAGAUUGGUUCUUGAUUUCUCUCUCUUUGCCCAUCCCCUUUUUCAAAAAUGAAAAGUGACUACAGUUGCCCCGGGAAUGAAAACCAUUUGAAUCGUUGGCUUGUUUUUCCAGUAAAAUGGGCUGAGCAAAGAUGUUUAUGUUGCAGUUUGAAUGUAAACUUUAGGACAAACUUGUUCGUUGCCGCUAAGAAUUUCAAAGUGCCCAACUACUGGAAAAUAUGAUUGGAUGCUUUGAGAUCACAUGUAAACUGGGCACUGUAGCUAUUCACCCUGAAGGGGUUUGUCUCUGGAAAUGGUUCCCCCCCCUGUCUCUAUAUUUUAACUUCAAAGUGAAUGUGUGUGAUCAUUAGCCUAUCAGUAUCUCAAAGCAACAGUGAGUGAUCUCUGAAAUGUUCAAGUCUUUGUACAAAUAUUUCCAUGUCUCUGGCUGAAGAAACUGUUCAGUUGUUUGAACUAAGAGGAAACCUUUACAGAAACCUGCAUCGGAGGAGAGUUAAAUCAAUGGGGAUUUCAUAAAACCCAGCAAAUAUCAGUUGUUUUCACCCCAGUUUGCUGUGAGAGUGUGUUAGUGUUCAGUUGGACACUUCCGAUAACCCAAAAGGUUCUGUGGUCAUCAUUAUUCCCCAGUUAAAUGUGGGCUGAAUACUUGCAGGAUGUAUGCUACAGCUUAUCCAAAUAUGUGUCUACUUCGGGUUUAGCCAUUUUUAAUGAAUGCUGUUAUUCACUACUGUCCUUAACAUAUGGUGAUGUUAGAUGUGUACACCAGUUGUUAGAAACCCAGUGCAGUCCUUGGCGCCUUUUGGGUUUUGCAGCUAACUGCCAGAGGAAUACCCCCAAGGACCUCUCCCAACGCUAUGGAAUGACACACCAGAGCUGCCAUCGGGAGGAGGGCCCUCAGAGACCACCACCACAGCCCGCUUCUCCGACUCUCCAGGAUUCCCACCUUACACUUCGGAUUAUGAACCAGAGGACACAACCCAUCUGCACCAACUGGAUAAUGGGAAUGGGUCUCUGGGUCCUGGAGCUAUUGGUGCCAUCGUGAUCGCUGCUCUGCUGGGCACAUCUGUGAUUGUGGCCCUGAUCGUCAUCACCCUGCGAAAGUUUUCUGCUUCCUGAAAUCAAUAAAAAAGGUUCUGUUUCCUAAUAUA